UUUAGAGUUCUGCUUCCGGCUCAGACGGUUCGCAGCCUCGAGAUGAAGAAGAUGGCGGCGGCCGUGGCUUCGUUAACCACGGUGGCGACGGAGCCUGGAGAGGACGCCUUCCGGAAACUUUUCCGCUUCUACCGGCAGAGCCGGCGGGGGACGGCGGACCUGGGGGCGGUCAUCGACUUCUCGACGGCACACGUGGCCCGAGGCCCGAGCCCCGGCGUGCCCAAGGUGGUCAGAUUUCCUCUGAAUGUGUCCUCGGUGACUGAUCGUGAUGCCUGUAGGGCAGGACUUCAGCCUGUGAGCAAGUGGCAGGCUUAUGGGCUCGAAGGCUAUCCUGGAUUUAUUUUCAUCCCAAACCCAUUCCUCCCAGGAUGUCAGUGGCACUGGGUAAAGCAGUGUCUUAAGUUAUACUCCCAGAAACCUAAUGUGUGUAACCUGGACAAGCACAUGACUAAAGAAGAGACCCAAAGUCUGUGGGAACAGAGCAAAGAGUGCCUAAGGUCUAAAGAGGUAAAUAAACGGAGACCCCGAAGUUUACUAGAGAGACUGCGCUGGGUCACCCUGGGGUAUCAUUAUAACUGGGACAGUAAGAAAUACUCAGCAGAUCAUUAUACACCUUUCCCUUCUGACCUGGCUUUCCUCUCAGAGCAAGUCGCCGCUGCCUGUGGAUUUCAGGGGUUCCAAGCAGAAGCAGGUAUCCUGAAUUACUACCGCCUUGACUCUACACUGGGAAUCCAUGUGGACAGAUCUGAACUAGAUCACUCCAAACCCUUGCUGUCCUUCAGCUUUGGACAGUCUGCCAUCUUUCUCCUGGGUGGUCUCAAGAGAGAUGAGGCCCCUACAGCCAUGUUUAUGCACAGUGGCGACAUCAUGGUGAUGUCAGGUUUCAGCCGCCUGUUAAAUCAUGCAGUCCCUCGAGUUCUUCCGCAUCCGGAUGGGGAAUGCCUGCCUCACUGCCUAGAGACACCUCUCCCAGCUGUCCUCCCUAGCGGUUCACUGCUUGAGCCCUGCUCUGUAGAGGACUGGCAGGUGUGUUCCACCUAUUUGAAAACUGCUCGAGUUAAUAUGACUGUCAGACAGGUACUGGCCACAAACCAGGACUUCCCCUUAGAACCUAUGGAGGAGACAAAAAGAGACAUUACUGCAGAUGGUUUGUGCCAUCUGGAUGACCAGAAUAGCCCAGUAAAACGGGCGAGGCUAAAUUCUGACGCUUAAGACUUAAAGGUUAGACCUGUUGCCAUGCACUCUCGCCCCAAGGCAAUCCUCACAAGGGCAGGAAAGAAGGCCUCCGUCAUGCCACUGUCUGGAUGUGUCUUGGAGAGACACAGAGAAGUGUUUAAAUCCAGCUCAAUACAAGCAGGAAUGUGUUUGUCGUACCUCAUAGGUAUGAUAAUGAUCCACACGGAUUUCUCAGCCUCUGCUGUUAUCUCAGGAGGAAGAAGUGAGAUCGUAUGUCUAUGGUGUGUCACUACCUCAGAGCUUAUUAAGAGGAAAUAGUAUCUUCCUCUCAGCAUUAUAUAAUUCAUGAACCAGCAACCAGAAUUCCUAACUCCUAGUUGUCAUCAAAUACUUUGAGAUCUUCACUCUUCUCUGCCCUCAGAGAGGAAUCUUAUGCACAUGAAGACAGUGGAAUUAAGAGUGUCCCUCGGGAGCUGGUGUUGUCUCUUGAUUGGUAGAACAAAUGUCUACCAUGUAUGUGUCCUGGGUUCACUACCCUGUACCACAUGAAUCCGGUGUGGUGUGGCCUGCCCCGGUGCUCCAAGGGGUAGAAGAUCUGAAGUUCAAAGGCAUCUUCAGCUACAUACAUAACAAAUUCAAAGGCCAGCCUGAGCUACAUGAUACACAGACGCAAAGUGCCCCCACCCCCAAAGAAGUUAGAGAUAAAUACGUGUAAAACAAAGGAAAAGAGAAAGUAGUCUCUGUGUGUCUUUUAUAACUCCAAACUCUUUCUGGUGGCUUUUUAACGGACUAAGAAAGUCUUUAGAGUAUUUUGUUAGCUGUUUUCUCCAUGAAUAAACACUCCCAUCUUAAACUAAAGAUCUGUAUCUCUUUGAGAGUGUAUCAGGGAUACACUUUUUCUUUAUUUGCUGUAUUGAUGCUGUUGAAGCCUCUGGCUGUUUCUCUCCUAAGUAUUGUGGCUGUCAUAACAGAACAUUCUGUGAAAGUCCAGUCACUGCCAUAGUU
Molecule: messenger RNA, 2181 nt
Organism: Microtus ochrogaster (prairie vole)
Lineage: Eukaryota; Metazoa; Chordata; Mammalia; Rodentia; Cricetidae
Gene: Alkbh1
Product: alkB homolog 1, histone H2A dioxygenase
Biological process (GO): oxidative RNA demethylation
Cellular component (GO): nucleus; cytoplasm
Molecular function (GO): oxidative RNA demethylase activity; broad specificity oxidative DNA demethylase activity; ferrous iron binding
Source: RefSeq, a predicted model, not a curated record